UACUCUAAAUUUAGGCCAACUUAUCCAAAUCAAAUUUAUGAAGAAAUUUUAAGCUAUAUUCAUCAAUAUGCCAAAAAAUCUUCUUGGAACCUUGCUGUCGAUGUUGCAUGCGGACCAGGACUAUGUACACAACCGCUUGGUAAAUAUUUUAAACAAGUUAUCGGACUCGAUUACAGCCAUGCUCAAAUUACAGAAGCUAAAAUCAUCAACCAGACCCAUAAUGUACAAUUCCAAACUGGUUCAGCAUAUGAAUUGCCUUGCGAUGAUAAUAGUGUCGACCUAGUAACUUGU
Molecule: messenger RNA, 291 nt
Organism: Trichoplax adhaerens
Lineage: Eukaryota; Metazoa; Placozoa; Uniplacotomia; Trichoplacea; Trichoplacidae
Exons: 1
Molecular function (GO): S-adenosylmethionine-dependent methyltransferase activity
Source: RefSeq, a predicted model, not a curated record